This is a messenger RNA of Cynoglossus semilaevis (tongue sole), 1831 nucleotides long. RefSeq names its product transmembrane protein 9 (gene tmem9). The record is from RefSeq and is a predicted model, not a curated record. NCBI's taxonomy places the organism in Eukaryota, Metazoa, Chordata, Actinopteri, Pleuronectiformes, Cynoglossidae. The transcript has 6 exons. Gene Ontology annotation, cellular component: lysosomal membrane. The coding region runs from base 146 to 712 and encodes 188 amino acids.
AUACAAAAGUGGGCGAGGUUUACAUGACGGCACCCGGAACAAGAAAGCUGUAAGUUAAUCAGGCCGAGCAGACAAGCUAACGAUAUGACUAAACAUUGAAUGCAUAGCGCAAUUGACACAGCUGUCAGCUGUCAUAGAUAGGGAAAUGACGUCUUAUCGUAUACACUCGUGGAGCUUCGUCCUAGCUGCUGUUGUGGUGGUUUUUCUACAGGAUGCUGUUGAUUUUGCACAGGCCAAGAACUUUGAGGACGUUCGCUGCAAAUGCAUCUGCCCUCCAUACAGAAACAUCUCUGGACACAUAUACAAUAGAAAUGUGUCACAGAAAGACUGUACUUGUCUUCAUGUAGUGGAGCCAAUGCCAGUGCCAGGACAUGAUGUUGAGGCUUACUGUUUGCUCUGUGAGUGCAAAUAUGAGGAACGAAGCAGCAACACCAUCAAGGUGACCAUCAUCAUCUACCUGUCUGUUGUGGGUGCACUGCUGCUCUACAUGCUGUUUCUGCUGCUGGUUGAUCCUCUCAUCCGCAAACGCGACCCCUACACCCAGCCACUGCACAAUGAGGAGGACGCUGAGGAAGUGCGUCCCCCAGUCAGCAGCGGUCAGCCCAGGGGAAACACUGUGUUGGAGCGAGUGGAGGGAGCGCAGCAGCGCUGGAAGAAGCAGGUCCAGGAACAACGCAAGACUGUUUUUGAUCGACAUAAGAUGCUUAGUUAAAUUCUGCGAUCAGACCCAGAAAUAACCUAGAUUAACAUUACUAGAGGCAGCGCACUGGUACAAGCUGAACGUUUACAUUUGAUUUGCACUCAGUCAUCCUAAACACGUCUAUUCUCACUCAGAAACAUUUCAGCACUAACGUACUCAUAUUGAUACGUAUGUAGCUCUGUUAACUAAGCUUCCGUUGGCACACUUUGAAUGACUACGACAUUAGAAACAGGCUGAUUUCAGACUUGCUCUUUAUUUUGUGAAAAUUGUUGUUAGCGCCUGGCUAAUGCAGUAUUUAUUGACUUUUUUUUAUUUUGAAUUAUUGUAUAAAUUGUAUUGUUAUAAGAGAAAAGUUUUUGCUUGUAAAUACAGUAAUGAGCGAAGUCUGCAGCAUAGAUGUGCACUGUAUAUAGACAAAUGUGCAAUGCUCAUCCUACAAAUUAACAUUAAGGAAAGUUAUGCAUGUAAAGGCUGGUAACAGCACCAUGUUUGCACUGAUAACAUAGAAUUACUACGUUUUAGGCUAGGGCACGAAAACAGCAUUGACAUCCAGCUUUUUUUUUUUUUGAGUAUUAAAGCAAACAUACCGUGUCUACAGUAUAAUAUUUCAGAUUUGAAACUGUAGGACUAUAUUUUGGCACAUUCUUCACCUGUGUGUUUGUGUGCAUUUAUGUGUUAUUCAUAACGUUUACUUUACAUUCAACGUGUAUGUAUAACAUUCUCUGCAACGAGAAGGAGAAACCAAGGAAGAAGAAGAAGAAACCUCUGCUAAAUUAUUUAAAUUUAUCCUGAAAUCUCUGUUUGUGGAAAACUUUCAAAAUAACGUUUUCUUUGGAGCCUCUUCAAAAACCUGGUUUGGAUUUAGUAAGGUAGAGCAAAAUUCAUACUGACUCUUUCUUUCUCUUUCUGUGGUUCAAUGUUAAGAGUUUUAAUGUUAAUUCAUGUAAUUUUUAAAAAAUUAUUAUUUAUUUUCAAAUUGAUCUUAUUUUUGAUUUUUUUCUUUUUUUGCCCACUGCUGUCAUUCCUCUUUUAUAUACUUUUCUGCAGUCUAAUUGGAGUAUUAUGUUGUGGGUGUGAAUGUAGUAGGCUUGAUGGAAAACAGCAACUAAUUAAAAAAGAGACUUUAGUGAA